This is a messenger RNA of Siniperca chuatsi (mandarin fish), 1277 nucleotides long. Its product is annotated as cytochrome c. NCBI's taxonomy places the organism in Eukaryota, Metazoa, Chordata, Actinopteri, Centrarchiformes, Sinipercidae. Gene Ontology annotation, cellular component: mitochondrial intermembrane space. The transcript has 3 exons. The record is from RefSeq and is a predicted model, not a curated record. Bases 165 to 479 code for a protein of 104 amino acids. Gene Ontology annotation, molecular function: heme binding; electron transfer activity. Gene Ontology annotation, biological process: mitochondrial electron transport, cytochrome c to oxygen; mitochondrial electron transport, ubiquinol to cytochrome c.
CACGUCACGAUUCAGAGGGAUUGGAUGAUGACGUCAAAAGCCGGUGCCUCUAAAGUGAAGUGACCUUCUUUACGACCGCCAGAAACCGCUCAUCACCUGAGAGAAGCAGCUAAUAUCGGCACCUGAGUGAUUUUAACCCCGCAUAUUUUAAUCAAAAGCUGACUAUGGGAGACAUUGCCAAGGGAAAGAAGGCUUUCGUCCAGAAGUGUGCUCAGUGCCACACAGUAGAGCAGGGGGGCAAGCACAAGGUGGGCCCCAACCUCUGGGGUCUGUUUGGACGUAAGACUGGACAGGCGGAGGGCUACUCAUACACGGACGCCAACAAGAGUAAAGGUAUUGUGUGGGGCGAGGACACCUUGUUGGAGUACCUGGAGAACCCCAAGAAGUACAUUCCUGGAACCAAAAUGAUCUUUGCUGGCAUCAAGAAGAAGGGAGAGCGCCAGGACCUCAUUGCAUACCUUAAAUCGGCAACAUCAUGAGCUAGUCAUAAAAAUCAGAAUAUUUAAUGCCAUUUUAUUGUUUUUUUUUUUUUUUUGUUUAUUCUUAGGCUUGCACAUGCUAAAUAUAUGGUUUUAUGUUUAGUCAUUUGUACAUAAAGUUAAUUUAUGUUAUUUGGUUAGAAAAUGGCACUUCUUGUGAGCCAGUUCACACAAAGUGUCAUUUCUGCUUUAAGCUCAGGGUGCGAGCAAUCGUUCAAGUGGCUAAACAUAAAACUAUAGUUUUUUGUUUUUUUUUGGUCAAUCUGUACUUUGACUCUAAUCAGGAGAAAAAACUAAUUGCAUUAUUUGGCAUAGGUUAGUUGCCUGACCUGUCACUCAUUCUGUCACCCAUGACAACACUUGUUCAGUACUUUCUACUGGCAGAGCCAUCCACCAUCAAAGUCAUUUUUAAAACGAUAACUAAAAGAAUUAAUCUAAUAUCAGUUAUAUCAGAGUGAUACAGGUUGGAAAUCAUGAGAUUUUUGGUGGUUAACUGGUGCAGGCUCUCAAUCUACUCCCAGCUUUCAUGCCAACUGGAGUUUCUAACCUCACAAGGGGUGACACAGUGUGAAAUUUUGCACUCCCUCUUGUCUAUCCUUAUAUAUUGGUGGUCAGAAACUACUACUUGCCAUGAAUGCGCUUUAGAUACCACACACUGAACAGUUUGUCCUCUAAAACCUUUGGACAAAACCGCUUGUUGCAUUGUACGACUCCUAACAGAGCCUGAUCUUUUAGGUUACUGAAGCAGCCCCUCUGAGCUCCUGUUUUUACCCCCUGCCAGACUCGGUAUGAGUUUUU